AUGCGACUACGACCGACGGCUCUGCGGAGCUGGGCGGCUCGUGCUAGGCUGCCGGCGACGACCCGAUGCUUCGCGACAGACCUCGAGCCCGAGAAGGAGAGGCCGAAAGUCGCGCGGCAGAGCAACGAGACGAAGCUGGGGAGGUCCUUCCAGGGCCAGGUCAUGGGAAGCAUCGGCGCACGUCUGAGGAGGGAGAGGGAGCAGCGGGAGCAGUACGAGCGGUGGCGUGACAUGACGGAUCCGUCGAGGAACUGGAUGAUUACAUUUCUCUUCCUCUCCAGCGCGGGCAUCGCCUACUACCUCGGCACCUUUUGGCCGCGCGAGCCGGACACGUCCUCGACCCAGCCGCUCUCGAAGGCGCGUGCCCCCAAGCACAACACGAAGCUCGAGAAUAUGCAGGCCGCCUGGGCCGACUUUGUCAAGAUUGUCGGCGAGGACAACGUGAGCACGCUCGCGACGGAUAUCGACCACCACUCGACCUCGACGUGGUCGACGCACCAGCCCAAGGCGGACGAGAAGCCGUUUUGCGUCGUCUACCCUGCCUCGACCGAGGAGGUGUCGGAGCUCAUGAAGAUUUGCCACGGGCGAAGGAUCCCCGUCGUCGGCUACAGCGGCGGCACGAGCCUCGAGGGCCACUACACGCAGACGAGAAAGGGCGUCUCCGUCAACUUUGGCCGCAUGAACAAGGUGCUGGCCCUGCACAAGGAGGACCUCGACGUCGUCGUCCAGCCGGCCGUCGGGUGGGAGGCCCUCAACGACGACCUCGCCAAGGAAGGCCUCUUCUUCCCACCCGAUCCGGGGCCGGGCGCCAUGAUCGGCGGCAUGGUCGGCACUGGAUGCAGCGGCACCAACGCCUACCGGUACGGCACCAUGCGGGAAUGGGUCCUCAGCUUGACCGUCGUCAUGGCCGACGGCACCGUCAUCAAGACGCGUCAGCGCCCCCGAAAGAGCUCCGCCGGCUACGAUCUUACCAAGCUCUUCGUCGGCUCCGAGGGCACCCUCGGCCUUGUCACCGAAGCGGUCCUCAAGGUCACGGUCAAGCCGGCCUUUACAAACGUCGCCGUCUGCGCCUUUCCCUCGAUCCGCGACGCCGCCAGCUGCGUCGGCAAGGUCGUCGGCGCCGGCGUGCCUGUGGCCGCCGUCGAACUCCUCGACGACAGCCAGAUGAAAUACAUCAACGCCGCAGGCAUGACUUCGCGAUCCUGGAGCGAAUCUCCGACAUUGUUCUUCAAGUUUGCCGGCACCCCGGCCGGCGUCAAGGAGCAGAUUGCCCAGGUGCAAGGGCUCGCCAGGCAGGCCGGCAGCGAGUCGUUUGCCUUUGCCAAGAGCCAGGAGGAGCAGGACGAGCUGUGGAGCGCGCGCAAGGAGGCCCUGUGGAGCACCAUGGCGGCCGGCAGGGAGGGCGACAGAGUCUGGACGGGGGACGCCGCCGUGCCGAUGAGCAGGCUGCCGCAACUGAUUGAGGAGACGAAGGAGGAUAUCCGCAAGAGCGGCCUAUGCGGCUCCAUCGUCGGCCACGUUGGCGACGGCAACUUUCACACCAUCAUCCUGUACAGCGAGGUCCAGCGGCAAAAGGCGGAAAAGGUGGUCCAUCGGAUGGUCAAGAGGGCCAUCGAGAUGGAGGGCACGGUGACGGUAAGUGUGACGGAUCCGGCCUUUUCGAUGGCAAGGAGUGCCUUGAUACUGACAGAGGACGACUACAAGGGCGAGCACGGCGUCGGUUUGGUCAAGAGAGACUAUCUGCCCCACGAGCUGGGCGAGACGACGGUGGACGCGAUGCGCCAGAUCAAGAAAGCGUUUGACCCGCUGUGCUUGCUCAACUGCGACAAGGUCGUUCGGGUCCAAAAACCAAAACGGGGCGAGGUCGAGGAGUGGUAG
This is a messenger RNA of Drechmeria coniospora, 1878 nucleotides long. RefSeq lists its product as uncharacterized. Gene Ontology annotation, biological process: lactate catabolic process. The record is from RefSeq and is a predicted model, not a curated record. Gene Ontology annotation, molecular function: D-lactate dehydrogenase (cytochrome) activity; D-lactate dehydrogenase (NAD+) activity; FAD binding. Bases 1 to 1878 code for a protein of 625 amino acids. The transcript has 4 exons. NCBI's taxonomy places the organism in Eukaryota, Fungi, Ascomycota, Sordariomycetes, Hypocreales, Ophiocordycipitaceae. Gene Ontology annotation, cellular component: mitochondrion.